This is a messenger RNA of Lagenorhynchus albirostris (white-beaked dolphin), 1655 nucleotides long. RefSeq names its product UTP3 small subunit processome component (gene UTP3). Gene Ontology annotation, cellular component: nucleolus; small-subunit processome. The coding region runs from base 172 to 1587 and encodes 471 amino acids. The transcript has a single exon. The record is from RefSeq and is a predicted model, not a curated record. Gene Ontology annotation, biological process: maturation of SSU-rRNA from tricistronic rRNA transcript (SSU-rRNA, 5.8S rRNA, LSU-rRNA). Lineage: Eukaryota; Metazoa; Chordata; Mammalia; Artiodactyla; Delphinidae.
GGGGCCGGAAGGAGGUGGAAACUCCUGCAUCCUACUGGAGUGCCCGCAGACGCGCAUGGUAAGAGAGCGCGUAGCUGCUAUAGAGGCUUGUUGCUGGAGCGCGUGGCUCGUGCGCGGAAGUCAGAGGUGACCGAAAGCCAGACGUCGCUGUAGAAGCUGACACUGCGAGCUAUGGUGGGGAGAUCCCGGCGGCGCGGAGCGGCCAAGUGGGCAGCUGUGCGAGCUAAGGCAGGUCGCGACCCAGCGGACGAAAAUGAUGACAAUUUGGAAUCUCCUCCCUCACCAGCGGACUCCAGCUACUACCAAGAUAAGGUAGAUGAUUUCCAUGAGGCCCGAUCUCGGGCUGCCUUGGCUAAGGGGUGGAGCGAAGUGGAGAGUGGGGCCGAGGAGGAGGAUGGCGAUGAGGAGGAGGUUCUUGCCCUAGAUAUCGCCGAUGAGGACGAUGAAGAUGAAGAGAGUGCGGGUAAUGAGGAGGAUGACGAUGAUGAUGGUGGGAGCUCCAUGCAGAGUGAGGCUGAGGCCUCGGUGGAUCCCAGUUUGUCGUGGGGUCAGAGGAAAAAACUUUACUACGACACGGACUAUGGUUCCAAGUCCCGAGGCCGGCAGAGUCAACAAGAAGUAGAGGAAGAGGAAAGAGAGGAGGAAGAGGAGGCACAGCUUAUUCAGCGGCGUUUAGCCCAAGCUCUGCAAGAGGACGAUUUUGGAGUUACCUGGGUGGAGGCCUUUGCAAAACCAGUACCUCGGGUAAAUGAGGUUGAGACACGGGUCGUGAAGGAUUUGGCGAAAGUUUCAGUGAGAGAGAAGCUGAAGAUGCUGCGAAAGGAAUCGCCAGAGCUCUUGGAGCUGAUAGAUGACCUGAAAGUUAAGUUGACAGAGGUGAAGGAUGAGCUGGAGCCAUUGCUACAGUUGGUGGAGCAAAAGAUCAUUCCACCUGGAAAAGGAAGCCAAUACCUGAGGACCAAAUACAACCUCUAUUUGAACUACUGCUCCAACAUCAGUUUUUAUCUGAUCCUGAAAGCUAGGAGAGUCCCUGCACAUGGACAUCCUGUCAUAGAAAGGCUUGUUACCUACCGAAAUUUGAUCAACAAGCUGUCAUUUGUGGAUCAGAAGCUGUCCUCUGAGAUUCGUCAUCUGCUCACACUUAAAGAUGAUGCUGGAAAGGCAGAACUGAAUCUAAAAGCAAAAUCCACAAAGGCCAAGCCAAAAUCUGUUUCUGCUGUUGCUGCCUCUGCUGUUACAGACCUUUCUGAUGAUUCUGAUUUUGAUGAAGCUGCACUGAAAUACUAUAAAGAAAUAGAAGACGGACAAAAAUUGAAGAGAAAGAAAGAAGAUAGUACUGAAGAACAGGCUCUUGAUGUUCAAAAUGCAAAGAGAGCCAUUACUUAUCAGAUUGCUAAAAAUAGGGGGCUUACACCUAGGAGAAAGAAGAUUGAUCGAAAUCCCAGAGUGAAACACCGGGAGAAGUUCAGAAGAGCCAAAAUUCGCAGAAGAGGCCAGGUUCGUGAAGUUCGUAGAGAAGAGCAACGUUAUAGUGGUGAACUAUCUGGCAUUCGUGCAGGGGUUAAAAAGAGCAUUAAGCUUAAAUAAAGUUUUUGCUUAGCUUAAGUUUUUUGGCAAUAAUUUUGGAUCAAUAAAUUUUUAUUUUUAACUGGUGA